CUAUCAUGCGCUCUUCUUGCUGAUUGAUUGUGGCAUAUGCUCGGCCCUGGGACAGAACAAGGGACCCAUCGUCUUUAUCGUUUUGUCUUUAUCUUUUUCUAUUUCUACCCUUUCUCUUUCUCUUUCUCUUUUCUCUUUUCUCUUUUCUCUUUCUUCUCUUUCAAUCUCUCUUCAUUCAUUCUUUCUCUCUUUCUUUCUCUCUUCCCUUUUUCCUUAUUCUCUGCAACCACAUCAAGUUUUAUUACAUACUCUCCUGUCUUUUACUUCUCCACAUUGUCUUCCACAUCCGUACCCUCCUCCUUUCUCUAUUACUUUUUAUUUUUUCUUUUCUUUUCUUUCCCUCCUUACUCUCUUCCUCGCUCAUUCAUUCUAAACACCCCAUUCCCAUUCAUUCGUCCAUUCAUUGACAAACCUACAAAGUCGUGUGUCUGUGUGUGCUCAUACAUUUUGUUCUUUAUCCGGGCAGACAGAUUUUAAUUUUCUUUUUUAGUCCGAUUUACUUUAUUUUGCUUAUCUUUAUCUGGCUCCUGACCCGACUCCGCCCCCGCUAUUAACCGCGACUAAAAAACUAAAAAAAAUCUUCGCUUCCGUCACGCUAAACUAUAUAUUCUUAAGGUCAUACAUAAUCAUAAAAAAAGACCUCUUUACUUCCUAUCCC
Messenger RNA from Lobosporangium transversale, 658 nucleotides. RefSeq lists its product as hypothetical. The transcript has a single exon. The record is from RefSeq and is a predicted model, not a curated record. The coding region runs from base 37 to 477 and encodes 146 amino acids. NCBI's taxonomy places the organism in Eukaryota, Fungi, Mortierellomycota, Mortierellomycetes, Mortierellales, Mortierellaceae.